AUGGCAGGGCUGCCCCUCGCGCUGCCUCCCUCGGAGGACGCCGGGCAGGAGAACCCCGGGCAGGAGGACCCCGGGCAGGAGGACGCCGGGCAGGAGGACCCCGGGCAGGAGGACGCCGGGCAGGAGGACCCCGGGCAGGAGGACCCCGGGCAGGAGGACCCCGGGCAGGAGGACCCCGGGCAGGAGGACCCCAGGCAGGAGGACCCCGAGCAGGAGGACGCCGGGCAGGAGGACCCCGGGCAGGAGGACCCCGGGCAGGAGGACGCCGGGCAGGAGGACCCCGGGCAGGAGGACGCCGGGCAGGAGGACCCCGGGCAGGAGGACCCCGGGCAGGAGGACGCCGGGCAGGAGGACGCCGGGCAGGAGGACCCCGGGCAGGAGGACACCGGGCAGGAGGACGCCGGGCAGGAGGACGCCGGGCAGGAGGACCCCGGGCAGGAGGACCCCGGGCAGGAGGACCCCGGGCAGGAGGACCCCGGGCAGGAGGACCCCGGGCAGGAGGACCCCGGGCAGGAGGACGCCGGGCAGGAGGACCCCGUGCAGGAGGACGCCGGGCAGGAGGACCCCGGGCAGGAGGACCCCGGGCAGGAGGAUCCCGGGCAGGAGGACGCCGGGCAGGAGGACCCCGGGCAGGAGGACCCCGGGCAGGAGGACCCCGGGCAGGAGGACGCCGGGCAGGAGGACCCCGGGCAGGAGGACGCCGGGCAGGAGGACCCCGGGCAGGAGGACGCCGGGCAGGAGGACCCCGGGCAGGAGGACACCGGGCAGGAGGAUCCCGGGCAGGAGGAUCCCGGGCAGGAGGACCCCGGGCAGGAGGACGCCGGGCAGGAGGACCCCGGGCAGGAGGACUCCGGGCAGGAGGAUCCUGGGCAGGAGGAUCCCGGGCAGGAGGACCUCGGGCAGGAGGAUCCCGGGCAGGAGGACGCCGGGCAGGAGGACCCUGGGCAGGAGGACCCCGGGCAGGAGGAUCCCGUGCAGGAGGAUCCCGGGCAGGAGGAUCCCGGGCAGGAGGAUCCCGGGCAGGAGGAUCCCGGGCAGGAGGACGCCGGGCAGGAGGACGCCGGGCAGGAGGACCCCGGGCAGGAGGACGCCGGGCAGGAGGAUCCCGGGCAGGAGGACGCCAGGCAGGAGGACCCCGGGCAGGAGGACCCCGGGCAGGAGGAUCCCGGGCAGGAGGAUCCCGGGCAGGAGGAUCCCGGGCAGGAGGACCCCGGGCAGGAGGAUCCCGGGCAGGAGGACGCCGGGCAGGAGGACCCCGGGCAGGAGGACGCCGUGCAGGAGGACGCCGGGCAGGAGGAGGACCCCGGGCAGGAGGACCCCGGGCAGGAGGACCCCGGGCAGGAGGACGCCGGGCAGGAGGACCCCGGGCAGGAGGACGCCGGGCAGGAGGCCCCCUGCAGGAGGACGCCGGGCAGGAGGACGCCGGGCAGGAGGACCCCGGGCAGGAGGCCCCCUGCAGGAGGCCCCCUGCAGGAGGACCCCUGCAGGAGGACGCCGCUGCGGCUGCUGCGGAGUCGUCCUCCAGUGGCAGGGGGCGCAAACGCCGGGCCGCAGUGA
This is a messenger RNA of Petromyzon marinus (sea lamprey), 1557 nucleotides long. The record is from RefSeq and is a predicted model, not a curated record. Lineage: Eukaryota; Metazoa; Chordata; Hyperoartia; Petromyzontiformes; Petromyzontidae.